This is a messenger RNA of Heterobasidion irregulare TC 32-1, 273 nucleotides long. RefSeq lists its product as uncharacterized. The coding region runs from base 1 to 273 and encodes 90 amino acids. Lineage: Eukaryota; Fungi; Basidiomycota; Agaricomycetes; Russulales; Bondarzewiaceae. The record is from RefSeq and is a predicted model, not a curated record. The transcript is spliced from 2 exons.
AUGGUGGAGGAGGUGCAGGCUCUGUUGACUGGAGGCGAGGAAACGGUGGGGGCGGAGCGGGGUCGGUGGACUGGAAGAGAGGGAACGGCGGUGGUGGUGGAGGAUCGGUGGACUGGAAACGGGGCAAUGGUGGCGGUGGAGGAGGAUCUAUCGAUUGGAAGCGAGGCAACGGGGGUGGAGGCGGUGGCUCUAUCGACUGGCGAAGAGCGAACGGUGGCGGUGGUGCUGGAUCGGUGGAUUGGUAGUCAGCUGGUCAUCUCGCAAAAUGGAUGA